Molecule: messenger RNA, 234 nt
Organism: Acanthoscelides obtectus
Lineage: Eukaryota; Metazoa; Arthropoda; Insecta; Coleoptera; Chrysomelidae
Source: the annotation of a GenBank genome assembly
AUGUGCUUAUUGCAGCUCUACAUCAUCACCACACCGGACGAAAUGGAUUUGUUCCAGGGUACCUACAAGCGGAGAUCCGUCGUCGUCGAAUUUAAAGCAAGCCCGGCAAUUUUCGCUGAAAUCGCAGAAAGAGCUGACGCAAAAAGCGCCGUCAAAAAAAAAAAAAAAGGAAAAAACGUCGUCCAACCCUACUCUACUGAAACAGAGUAUUCGAUAAAAGGAAUGACGAUAUAA